GCCAUCCAUGUCUCUCUGUCUCUCUCAGUCCAUGAUGAUGUGCGCCCCCCUGCCCAGCCACUCUGCCAGGCUCUCCAGGUCAUCGUCAGCACCGCCAGCGGCACCCGCACCCUCGUCGAUGUCCACCGGCGCAUAACCACCGCCGCCGCCCUCCGAGGGGUCCUCCUCUGCGGCCAGGCGGCACCGCGCCAGGUCCAGCAGGCAGUGCCGAUCAGAUGCACGGCUGAUGGCCUCCAUCUUCUUCUGCAGACGGCCCAGCACUCGGGGGGUCGUUCCACUUGAGCGUCUGGCUGCUCUUCCCCUUGCCGCGCGGUGCCCUCUUCCUCUUGGGGAAGGCGUCAUGGCAGCACGCCGCCUCUGUUGUCUUGAUGAUCUCGCCCUCCCUGCCCUUGUUCCAGGGCCCCCACAGCACCUCCUCCCCCAGGCCACCGAAGACGGGCGGCGUCUCGUCCUUCUCGUGAGUCUUCGCGCGGCGGACGGCGGCUCGCUUGGCCUUUGUGAGGGGCUGGUGGUCGCUGUCUGUGGGGCUGGGUGACGGGAGGGGGCUGCGGGUGCGCUUCUUGCGGUUCUGUCGGAGCACCAUACCGUGAGUAUUGGGGCCGCUGGCGAAGGGGUCCGGCUCCUGCUGUGGAUUGGGGGGCGAGGACAGCCGAUAGCGGUGGUGCUGGGAGACGGUGGGCGAUGGCAGGAGGGGUGAGGGCUCCGGGCUGCAUGAAGGUGGGGAGACAUAGAGAACAAGUUGACGUCUGAUGGAUCGAUGGUGUUGCCCCUUUGAUCCCUUUGCCCACCUGUGGUCAAUGGUCAUCAUGGCGGGGGGCGAUGCGGUGGCGAUGGCUGUGUGGACGGGGUGCGUCGACAGCACCUUGCGCGAGCGCCGCAGCUCCGCAGCCAACGAUUUCCUCACAGACCUGCCAGACAGACAGACAGACAGGAAGGAGACACAUACAUGGCCGGGCGCCGGUGUGGCUUCCGUCCUCGGCUGCCAUGGCUGACUGUCUGUAGCAUACCCUUGAGCGGUGCGACUGUCCUUGUUGUGCUCCUCUGGCACCUCUUUGCUGUCCUCCUUUGGCGGUGUGCUGUUGUCCCCCUGGCUGUCGUCCGCUGGGAAGGACGGCGUCUUGGAUAUCGUCUUGGACGGCAGCAGGGGUGAAGGGUCGGUGCCAUGCGCCUCGGCCGACGACAGAGUGCCCGGCCGGCGGCUGAUGGGAGGGCGACUGACAAACAGACAGACAGACAGACAGACAGACAGGGAGGGAGGGAGGGAGGGAGAGAGGAUGAGAUGAGCUUUGGUGUCUCGUGUGUCUGCUGGCUGCAGGUGAACACACAUACCUGUCGAACGGCGGCGGGGGGGCUGGCGCCUCGACCUUCAUCGCACGCAAUUGGUCCGCCAAACGAGCCCUGAAUCAACACACACAUGGAUUCAGCUAUAGCCGGCGAUGCGGGUGAGUGGGCCUUCCCGUCGGUGCCUACUUGGUGCCGGGCCCAUUGCCCGGGGUAUCCUUGAUGGUGCUCUGGCCGUGCACAGGGAUGCCCGCAGGCAGGUGAUCCUUCUUCAACUCAAACGGCAAGACACUGGACAAGGACCAAGGCAUUCACCCAUUCUCGUGUAUGUGCCUCUUUGUGUCUGUGUGUCUGUCUGACCUCGUGGCCUUCGCCGCAGUGUCUUUCGGGAAUGUGCCCUCGACGAGGCCGCUAACCAUCCCUUGCCCCAGGUCACACACGUGCAUGCCCUCACCCUCACCGGUCCCCAUCUGCUGCCCAUAGCCUCCCAGCCCCAUCUCGACACACGGCGUGUGGCCCUUCGUCGCCCCCCUCUCCUUGCGCACGCGAGGCGCCUUGCCCUUGCCCUGCGCCUUGGACGACUUGCCGCCGGCCUGUCUGGCGGGGCGCGGCUCGUACAGGUUAUCGUCGUCAUCCUCACCAUCCGCCGCGGAACGGUCGGGGGCCCUGUCCACCUGGCGGGCCCACCGACUGUCUCGGCCCUCGUACAGGCCGAAAUCCUCGCCAUCUCCGGCAAAAAGGCCCUGGAGUGUACUGAUCUCGGCCGUGACGUUGGGCGCGAGUGUGCUGGAUGACGCUUUGGUGGCCCUGGUGCGGGUCUUCCUGUUGGGGUGGCGGUGGGUGGGGCCGUGGGGGAGUGCGAUGUGAGCGGCGUUGGUCGGCACACUGGUGGGGGCGGAGGGGACUGCGAUGUCAGCGUAACGGAGGACCUCGUACUUGGGGGAAGCUGCAGACAGACAGAGAGACACAUACAAAUGUGUUUUGCCGGCUAAGGGCCAGCAGUGGGUAACGUACCUUGUGAGCUUCCGAGCGUCAUGGCUCCACUGGCAUGGUCCGAAACAGCCUGCAGACCUGCAAAGGCACACCAAGGGAAGGGCAGACGAGGUGCACCUAUGGGCUUUGGUUGCUGAUCGGCUCAAUGGCCACCGACGUACCUAUGAUGGCCAGCUUAGACCGGUAGUCGGUGGUCAGUCUCUCCAGCAGCGACAGCGGCAAGGUGGCCAGCAACAUGUCCCACUGGGUCACCAACACAUACCUGCACACAACACAUCACACCAGAGGACCAUACAGCAUCCCGCCAUCCGCCCACCAUUGUGACCCUCACCGAAUGGUCUUCUUGCACUUGAGCUUGUCGAGCAUCGCCUCCACGAGCACACCCAGGUGAACGGGAUAGCCCCCGCCAUGAGGGUCGGGCCGCCGGCUCCUCUCAAUCAUGUCGGCCACCUCCCGCACAAUGGCCGGGUUGCCGCCCUUGGUGCGGCCCCACACCGCCACCGAGAUGUCCCGCAGCACCGCCACGGCGUCGUAUGUGCCGCCUCCACUGCUGGACGGCGAGAGGCGCAGGAAUGGGGUCUGCGUGGUGGUCUUCUUGGCUUUGAGAGGGGGCGCCAGCUGCGAGCUGAGGGUGCCUUGGACGAGAUUCUCCACCUCACGAGCGUCGGAUAUCCUCGAACGGACCACCAUCAGAUCGCCACAACCCUCACUGUUGCAUCUGCACCACACACACAGAUGACACACAUCCAAAAACUUUGGGGCCCAUUGGAAUGCGCAUCUAUAUCAACACACUCAGUCCACAGACGGCCAUGCAUGCGUCAGGACAGCCCAACAGAGCCUCACGACACCUCACACCAUUGCAAUGCACCACUGAAUGCACGCCGAUAUGUGACCUCACCGCCAGUGGCCUCACCGUUCAAUGAAGGCCUCGAGUUCCUUCAUCUUGCUGUGUGUGGCAGGUUCUGCCUGCUGGGCCAUCGUGAGCAAUAUCUGAGAC
This is a messenger RNA of Vitrella brassicaformis, 3271 nucleotides long. NCBI's taxonomy places the organism in Eukaryota, Vitrellaceae. The record is from the annotation of a GenBank genome assembly.